AUGUUAAUAAUACGGAAUAUUCAAGCAUCAACCGUUGGUUCCAGAUCGGUACCAUUAGGUUUACGAUUAAAAAAUGAUAAAAUACCAUGGUGUAUUAUGCCACAAUUUUGGAUGAGGAAUGUUAAUUUAGCCAAAAACCAUUUAAGCUCAAGUGCUAAUAAUCAACCAAAGGGUUGGAUGGAACGAUAUGAAUCAUUUUUAUCACGUCGCUAUCCUAAAAUAUAUGCUGUACAAAGAAUGGUCAUGAAUGGAUGCAAAUGGUGCUGGUUGGAUAUAAAAACGUAUUAUCGAUUAAAGAAAGAUUUAAGGACCAAGACACGACAAAUAUCGGAGCUCAAACGAUCUGAGUUGCAAAUUCUUCUUCAGUGCCCUUCGGAAAUAACGCAUAUAAUCACACUAUUAAUGCUACUUCAAUUACCGGUAGUGGGCGAGAGUCUCUGCGUGAUGUUAGCUUAUAAAAAUUGUUUUUUAACUGGUGAAGCAUUACAUGGUUCCGGUGGAGCCAAGCUUCAUGUUAUCAAGCUUAAAACUAAAGAAGAAUUGCUGAAAUUGGCAGUUAUUAUCAUCUUUGUACCAUUGCCAUUCACCGUUUACAUUUUCGCAUUAGCUGUGAUAUUCUUUCCUCGAUUUGUCUUAACUCGGCAUUUUUGGACGAGUGAUCAGCGAAAAAAAUUUUGGUCAACAAAUCUAAAGCGUGCAGCACGAAUGCAUUUUGUUCCAUUGCGGAAAUAUCUUCAAAAUUUGGAUAUUAAUGUGCAAACAUCACUAAAAGAACUCAAGAAAUUGGAGUUGCCGGAAAUUAGCACUUACUCGCUUGGACACUUGUACCAUUUAUCAAAGCUUCAUCGAGUAAGUUUAUUUACUGCUGGUGUUCGCGGGCUUCAUGAUCGAGCAGAAAUACUGCGACAUUUGGACUAUUCGUUAAAAAAUGAAGAUAGCGCGAUCGAUAUGAUGAGUGAGCAACAAUUAUGUGAGCAAUUCUAUCUACGACGUUUGCAAUAUGAUGGCUUAUCAGAGGAAAAGAUGAAAUGUUUGCUGAAAAAUUGGGUUCAACACUUGAGUGAUCCACACUUAAAAACGCCUCUUUUCCUGCACGCACCUAUUUUUGAAACUGCCUUGAAAAGUGCUGCUGAAGACUGA
Molecule: messenger RNA, 1140 nt
Organism: Cercopithifilaria johnstoni
Lineage: Eukaryota; Metazoa; Nematoda; Chromadorea; Rhabditida; Onchocercidae
Source: the annotation of a GenBank genome assembly